This is a messenger RNA of Asterias rubens (European starfish), 2872 nucleotides long. RefSeq names its product paladin-like. The coding region runs from base 244 to 2865 and encodes 873 amino acids. The transcript has 19 exons. NCBI's taxonomy places the organism in Eukaryota, Metazoa, Echinodermata, Asteroidea, Forcipulatida, Asteriidae. The record is from RefSeq and is a predicted model, not a curated record.
GCGACUCGCACGCUGUUUAUAUUUUAUGGGCUUCGGAUCCUACGAACCUUUCCUGCCUUUUUUGUCGAAGCAUCUCAUCUUGUUUUUGAUGAAAAGCUUGAACCAAAAUAUGUGAUUUGUGAUUCUUCGGAUUAGUGAGGUUGGUUUGAGCUGGACUUGUUUCGGCUUUUGGUUAUUUUUUGACUCGCAAAGUGAAACCGGCCAUUUUUCACUAUAGGUCAGUGCGUGGUACAAACACCUAGAAUGGGGACCGGUGCGAGCAGCGCGUCCUCCCGUUCGCCCUCUCCGGAGCUGCUUGGCAACAACCACCGCAAGAACUCCUUCGGGAUGGAAGGCAACAAGGACAAGUGGAAAGGGCACAAUGUCAUCUGUAACGACAUCGCCCCUAUCAUCAUCACGAAGGAUUGCUUUGAGGAGUUUCAGUGCACGUUACUCGCCGAGAAACAGAAAGUGGUCUUGGGUUGCAUAAAGGACGGCUUCCCUGAACACAUGCUUGUACAGGAGAAGUAUUUCAUGGUGGCCGAUCAGUUUGAGGGCAUCGACAAGCUUCAGACAUCAGAAAAAUAUGGCGCCCCCAACUUUCGGAAAGCCGGCGGCGGAUUUGCGGUGUAUGGCAUGGGGCAACCGACAGGUGUUGGACUUGAGAGAACUAUGGACAUCAUUGCUCGGGAAGGUUGCUCGGAACUGAUUGUAAUUUGCAUCAGGGAAGAGCCUGUGGUAUUCCUAAGGAAGAAUGAUGACUUUGUGUCUUACACGCCGAGAUUGAAGGAGUCGCUGUGUGAGAACAUUAAUACUAGUAUGAUGACGACGGAAGACAUUACAAAUGUGGAGGUCUCGUUACGGAAAGAGAUUGUCAAAUACGCUCUCCGUGACGAGAACAAUGAGUUCUUCUUCUACGAAGACAUAGAAGAGUUCACCAACGAGCCUCAUAAAUACCAGAUAGUAUACGAGGAGCACCUCCAGACCAUUGGAGAGAUGUACGCCGUCCACACAGUCUCACAGUCUAACGCCAGAUACCUAAGGAUGCCUAUGAAGUCGGACGGGGCACCAGACGAACACAUUAUCGACACUUUCUUUGAUGUCUUGAAGGAUGUUCCUUCUCUAUUUGACCACCAAGACACAUCAACGCCGGGGAUCAUGUUUAUAGGUCACAUGGGAGCCAGUCGUACAAGCUUUGCGAUGGUACUCGGUAUGCUGGUACUCGCACAUAAGCAAGGCUUCCCAGAGGAAGCAUAUGAACCAGCCACGCCCAUAGACGAGGAUCAUCCUAACCUAGAGCAAGGGGAGUUUCCGAUAGUGCAGAAGCUGUGUAUUAUACUGCCAGACGGAGUCCAGAUCAAAAAAGAGGUUGAUGUUCUGAUUGAUCUUACCGAUGACAUGGGCAACAUCCGGCGAGACAUCUACGUGAAUAAGAUGAAGAUGGAGCACAUACACGAUGAUUACAUGAUAGCUGGAGGCAGUGCCAGAGAUUAUUUCUUCAAGAAGAUGUUGAGGUAUCUUGAGCGAUACUGUUACCUGCUCAUCUUCAACAGCUACCUUCAUCAACAGAACGCACAGAUGUUUUGUCAGUCGUUUCAAAACUGGAUGCAGCAACACCCUGUCGUGUAUCGUAUCCUCGGUGACAUCGACUCGUCAGAGGUGUUCACCAAUCCAGCUGGUCUCAUCAACAGAGGGCAUCGUUACCUGGUUGCAGACGAGUAUCUCGGCCUGGAUGUACUGAGCUCACAGCGAGAUGUCAAAGCGUCCAACUUCAGACGGGUCCCUGGGCUGCCGGUAUUCGGUAUGGCGCAGUCAGGAAGAGAUGGUUUGUCGAAGAUCACCGACCUGCUCAUGAGUGCGAAGCAUGGCCAUUCCUCAGUUCACUUCUUCACACUGAGAGGGGAGCUCGUCCUAGAAUGUGACGGGUAUACAUACACACCGCGACGACUCACAGCGCUGUCGGAUAAUGUGUACAUACCCGGAGUUACGGUUAAAGAACUUGAGGAAAAGGAACUGCAGCUGAAAGAAGAGCUUGUUAAGUUGAACAGACCAUUUCAGGUUUAUGUUGACGUCACGGAACCAAGACUACAGAAGGAGUUUUCCAGCAUUCUCACAUCCAGAGAAAUGUUCGACAAGCAGAGGCAGAUCUCACCGGGACUUCACUACUACAGAUUGACAGCCGCAGAAUGCGAAGGGUCACCUUCAGAACUGGAGUUUGAUCGCUUAGUAAACAUCAUUAAAGAUCUAAAAGACAUCUACACGGAUGAAGAUGGACCAGCUCUGGUCUUCAACUGUGAUUGCGGCAAAGAGAGAACGACCACUGCGAUGGCGGCCGCAGGUCUCGUCAUCUGGCAUAAAAAGGGUUUCCCAGUUGGUGUGAAACUGGAAGAGCAGGAGAGAAUAAGCAUCCCACAGGCAGAAUUCACAAAGGGGGAGUUUGCCGUCGUGAUGACUCUGGUGAGGCGACUUCCUUCGGGGUCACAGGUCAAGCGAGAGGUUGACCUUAUGCUUGAUAAGUGCUCAGAGACCAUGACCCCAAUGCACUUUCACAUCAGAGAAAUUAUCUUCUCAACUUUCAAUAAGAUGAAGUCGGCCAAAGAUGAGGAAUUGGCAGCUUGUCUGAAGCAGCAGGCGUUCAACUAUCUGGAGCGUUACAUAUACCUUAUCAUGUUCAACUGUUAUUUGCAUCUGGAACGAUCCAGCAACUGGGACAGAGAGUUCUCAAAGUGGAUGACGGAUACUGGCCGUAAAAUUGGUGUGUACGAAACGUUGGACAACCUGCACUUUCACGAUCUGGAUGAGGAGGACAUACUGGUUGUGAGCUCCAUGCGACAACGAUGGACGAAAAAGAACAAAAAACACAACUUCAGAGGGACGGUGGUUUGAGGUCAAA